AUGUUAACUACAUUUGCUACAUCACCUUCAGUGCUCGCAUCUCAUAGUUCCUCUAGUGCUCCUAGUAUUACACCUCCAGAAUUGUUAGCCUCUCUUGAGCUAUUUCAGCCUGUGCCUUAUAUACUAGUUCUGUCUGAGCAGCAAUUACAAGUUCUUCUACCUUCUAUUGAUUCUAUUAGUUCUUUUUCUACUACUUCUGUGCAACCAAGUGUUCCUGUUGAAUCUGCUCCGGCAGGCCCUUCUCAUUCUAUGCUUACUCGGUCCAAAACUGGGGUUGUUAUGGAUGAACUUUCUAGCUAUCGUGUUGCUUCUUUUUUGGCUGAUUGGACCAAGGCCAUGGACGAAGAGAUUUCAGCAUUACAGAUGCAAGGUACCUGGGUGUUGGUACCUCCUCCUGCUAAUACAAACAUUGUUGGUUCAAAAUGGAUUUAUAAGUUAAAAAGGCACUCUGAUGGUUCCAUUUCUAGAUAUAAAGCACGCCUAGUUGCUCAGGGUUUUAGUCUAGAGGCUGGUUUUGAUUAUGAAGAGACAUUUAGCCCAAUUGUUUGUCAUGCUACAAUUCGUAUCAUUCUCAGUUUGGCAGGUUACAAUCAUUGGUCUCUUCACCAAUUGGAUGUAAAGAACACCUUCUUACAUGGGGAACUUGAGGAGGAAGUAUACAUGAAGCAACCUCAGGGGUUCGAAGAUCCUCACCAUCCUGACUAUGUUUGUAAACUUCAGAAGUCAUUGUAUGGUUUAAAACAGGCUCCAAGAGCCUGGAAUGCUAAGUUCACUGGUUUUCUUCCAUCGCUUGGGUUCAAGAUGUCUCACAGUGAUCCCAGUUUAUUCUUGAAGUAUUCAGACUCCUGCUAUUGUGGUUUUGUUACUCUAUGUCGACAAUAUUAUUCUCACUGGAUCAAAUCCACAUAUCGUUCAGGAGGAAAGUCUGGGAUGAGUUCUUGUAAACCCUGUCCUACACCUCUGAAACCUCACAUAGAGAUUUUACUCACUGAUGGUAUCCCUUUGAAGGAUCCAAAACAGUAUCGUAGCAUUGUUGGUGCUUUACAGUACCUUACCUUUACAAGGCCCGACAUUGCCCAUUUUGUUAAUAUGGUCGGUCAAUUCAUGAAUAAUCCUACCAAGCAUCAUUUCUUCUUGGUGAAACGCAUUCUGCGUUAUCUACAGGGCACACUCAGAUUAACACUUGCAUACAAUUGA
Prunus armeniaca (apricot) is the source of this 1197-nucleotide messenger RNA. The record is from the annotation of a GenBank genome assembly. NCBI's taxonomy places the organism in Eukaryota, Viridiplantae, Streptophyta, Magnoliopsida, Rosales, Rosaceae.